AUGUCGCGGAAUUUAGCAGAAUUCUGCUUUUUAUUUUGUGCACUUCAAUUGGGACUACUCAUAAAUGCUGCUGGAACACAUCCAUUUCCAUUUACAAUUUUCAGCCUGUAUACGGUGAUUGGGCCUGGCACCAUCCGCUCCAACUUUAAAUACAAUGUGGCAGUAUCUGUGCACAAAGCGGACGCAAAGAGUCUGAUUAAAGUGGGCAUCACUGGCCCAUCCUUCAAUGAGACCAAACAGGUCGAAGUGCAACCAAUGUCAACGGUAAAUGUUGAAUUCGAUGUGCCCAAAUUAAUGUAUGGAGCAUAUAGUCUGACUGCCACUGGUAUUGAGGGCAUUAUAUUUGAGAACUCAACGGAACUGAAUUAUAAGAAAAACACAGCAUCGACUUUUAUACAAUUUGAUAAGGCAACCUAUAAACCAGCGGAUCUGGUACAGUUUCGAGUGCUCUUCCUCGAUGAGAAUACACGACCAGCCACGAUUGACCAGCCCAUAACAAUUUUGAUUAAUGAUGGUGCCCAGAAUCGUAUCAAGCAAUUAUCGGAUGUCAAAUUAAACCAGGGCAUCUAUACAGGACAGCUGCAAUUAUCGGAACAACCCGUGCUGGGUACGUGGAAUAUUGUGGUCACUUUGGCCGAUGAAACUGCGGAAACUAAAUCCUUUGAGGUGGCCAAAUAUGUUUUGCCCAAAUUUGAGGUCAUUGUGGAAUCAGCAAAAGAUGUUGCCAUACAGGAUGGUGUCAUUAAGGCCACGAUUCGAGCCAAAUAUACCUAUGGCAAACCGGUCAAAGGCAAAGCCACCGUUUCUCUAAAACCCAAUGAUGCUUAUUUGGAUGACGCUGACGGUAGAAUGGAUCAAAUUAAAAGCAUCGAUAUCGAUGGCAAGGCCCACAUUGAGUUCCCACUUCAGCCAAAUUCACGUUCUACGCCUCCUUUGGAAAUAUUUGCUGUGGUCACCGAAGAUUUGACGGGUCGGCAGCAUAAUAGUUCGACAAUUGUCAAUUUGCAUGCGCAACGACAUAAAAUUGAGGCACUCGAUGCACCCAACAAUUAUCAUCCCAACAAAUCGUUUAUCUAUCAAUUUGUUGUCAAGAAUUUGGAUGGUUCCCCCGUGCAAGAUGCGACGAAAAAAGCAAAAAUCUGCUUCGAGCACAAUAAUGAAAUCGUUGAAUUUGAGGCAACCUUGAUUGAACAUGGUAUUGCCACAUUUAAUUGUAUACUGUCGGCAAAUACGUUGCAGUAUAGCAUUACGGGCUAUUAUGCAAACUCCAAUUCCUCCUUGGGUUCGAUUCAAAGAUUUCAACCGGAAAUUGACUCCGCUGUGCCACUGAAAAUCCAAAUAAACACAAAAACUCCAAAAUUGGGUAAGAGUGUUUCGUUUGAUGUGACAUCGAAUGAACCUAUUCCAUAUUUUCAAUACGCGAUUGUCGCUCGGGGCAAUAUUGUGAAAGCGGAGCAUGUUGAAGUGCCACAAGGUCGCAAGAACCACACCGUUAAGUUUACACCCACGUUUGCAAUGGUGCCACAGGCCUCCAUUUAUGUCUACUACAUCUUUGACAACGAGCUGCGCUUCGAGGAGAAAGCAAUCGAUUUCGAUAAGGAUUUUGAGAACUCGAUCGAAAUCUCUGCUCCAUUGGAAGCGAAGCCCAGCGAAGAAGUGAAACUGCAGAUCAAAACUGAUGCCAAUUCGUAUGUGGGUCUGCUUGGUGUGGAUCAGAGUGUUUUGUUGUUCAAGUCUGGAAAUGAUUUGACUCGUGAGGAUGUCUUCAGCAGUCUGAAUAAGUACAAGACAACGACACCCUGGCAGCAAGGCAGCUAUGAUCCCUAUCCGGGAGAAUUUUCGGGUUUGGUCACACUGACAAAUGCCAAUUAUCCCUAUAAUUGGGAUGCAGAUGUCGAUCCGGAACUUGUAGUAGAUGGACAGGAGUUUCCCAAAGAUACUUAUAAGGGAUAUAUGGUCGUACGUAAGGAGUUUCCAGAAAGCUGGAUAUUCGAACACGUUGAGAAGUAUGCAAGGCUUUUGGGUUUAGAAGAAUUUCUAGCGGAACUUCAUACGGUUGAAGUUGAAGAUUCAGCCGGAAUUCCUGGACCUCCGGCACUUCAGCGUCCUGCAGCUACGUCCCAAAUUCGAAAGGAAUUCCCCGAAACUUGGAUUUUUCAGAAUAAUAUAACUACCGAUGCAGAAGGUCUUACCUUGACUAAAAAGAUACCGGAUACUAUUACUUCAUGGGUUGUGACUGGUUUCUCCUUGAAUCCAACAACUGGAUUUGCCCUCACUCAAAGUCCCAGCAAAAUUCGAGUAUUUCGUCCAUUUUUUGUCUCCACAAAUUUGCCACAUUCUGUGAAGAACGGUGAGGUCAUUGCCAUACCUGUCAUCAUUUUCAACUAUAUGGAUAAGGCACUCGAUGCAGAGAUUACAAUGGAUAACUCGGAUAAGGAAUAUGAAUUUGCUGAGGCAACCAAUGAAGUUGAGGAGAAAGCAAUCGAUGAAAUACAACGAGUUAAACGAGCUACAAUCGCCUCGAACAGUGGUCAGAGUGUCUCGUUUAUGAUUCGGCCCAAGAAUGUGGGAACGAUCACGCUAAAGAUUAAUGCAAUAACUCCACUGGCAGGUGAUGCGAUCCAACAGAAAUUAAAGGUCGAACCGGAGGGAGUGACAAAGUAUGAAAAUCGAGCAGUUUUCAUCAAUCUUAAGGCUGAUCAAUCGGAAAUGCAACACGAACUCGAGGUUGAAAUUCCCCCACAUUCCGUAAAAGACUCGGAACUUAUAGAGUUCUCUGUCGUUGGUGAUCAAGUGGGUCUCGUCAUCAAUAAUUUGGAUAAUUUGGUGCGUAUGCCCUAUGGCUGUGGUGAACAGAAUAUGGUAAAUUUUGUGCCCAAUAUUCUGGUCCUCAAUUAUCUGGAAGCGACCAGCCGCAAAAUGCCCAGCGUUGAGGAAAAGGCGAAAAAAUUCCUCGAGAUUGGCUAUCAGCGUGAGUUGACCUAUAAACACGAUGAUGGCUCCUAUAGUGCCUUUGGCAAAUCUGAUCCUUCGGGCAGCACAUGGUUAACUGCGUAUGUCAUGCGCUCUUUCCACAAGGCUGCCAAAUAUACCGAAGUGGAUCGCAAGGUUAUAGGAGAAGGCUUGGAUUUCCUGGCCUCCAAGCAAAAGGAUAAUGGCGAGUUUCUCGAAGUGGGCAAAUUAUUUGAUAAUUCCUAUCAGUAUGAAUUGGGAUUAACAUCAUUUGUGCUGCUUGCGUUCUUUGAAAAUGAAGAAGUGCUAUCGAAGUAUCAACAAACCAUCAACAAGGCCCUGGAAUAUGUUGCUCAAGAGGUGGACAAGACAGAUGAUCAAUAUUCGCUAUCGAUUGCCGCCGUUGCUCUGCAAUUGGCCAAGCAUCCGAAGACCAAGCAAGUUUUGGCCAAGUUGGACACUGUUGCCAAGCAGCAAAAUGGCCAGAAAUGGUGGUCCAAAACCACCGCGAAGAACUCAACGGAUGCAGAACGAUUGAUCAGUUGGCGGCCCAUCACUAGUAACGAUAUUGAGAUUACAUCUUAUCUGCUGAUGGCACUCCUCGAAGAGGAGGCAGCAGAAGCAACGCUGCCCAUUGCCAAGUGGUUGAUUGCCCAGCGGAACAGCAAUGGAGGCUUCUCCUCCACAAAGGACACCGUCGUCGGUCUGGAAGCACUGACUAAGUUUGCCAAGAAGACUGGCUCUGGCAGCGGCACCAUUGACAUUGAUUUCAAUGGGUCUGGGAACGAUAAAAAUGAUAACGAUAACGAUAACAAGGGCACUAUCAAAGUGAAUCCCGAGAACUCACUGGUACUUCAGAGUCACGUUUUGCCCGGCAGCACACGUAAGGUUCGCUUCACAGCCAAGGGUCAGGGUUCGGCAAUGGUGCAAUUAUCCUAUCGAUAUAAUAUCGCUGACAAAGAGAUGAAACCCGCCUUCAAGGUGAGGCCCACUGUUAAGGAUACAUCCUCGCUGCUGUUGAGUGUGGAGGUGUGUGCCGAGUAUGUGCCCCUUGAGUCGAGUAACCAGACCAGUGACUCCAACAUGGCCGUCAUGGAAAUUGCCUUGCCCUCGGGCUACGUCAGCGAUGCCGAUAGUUUCGAUAAAAUUGAGGCAGUCGAUAGAGUUAUGCGCAUCGAUACCAAGAACUCGGAUUCCACGGUAAUGGUCUACUUUAACAGCCUGACUCCGGGUGAUGUCAAGUGUAUCCCGGUGGAGGGCAUCCGGGUGCAUUUAGUGGCCAAGCAACAACCGGCUGCUGUCUCCCUCUACGACUACUAUGAGACAGAUCGACGUGCCACGGAGUACUAUCAGGUCGCCUCCUCGCUCUGUGACAUCUGUGAGGACUCCGAUUGUGGUUCGGGUUGUAAUAAGCAAUAAACAAAUGUAAUCGUUUCUUUAAAAGUCCAUUAACACUUCACCUCCGCGUGGUGUUUAAUAAAUAUUUAAGUGCAUUCUAA
Molecule: messenger RNA, 4451 nt
Organism: Drosophila grimshawi
Lineage: Eukaryota; Metazoa; Arthropoda; Insecta; Diptera; Drosophilidae
Product: CD109 antigen-like
Exons: 9
Coding region: 1-4371 (1456 amino acids)
Cellular component (GO): extracellular region
Molecular function (GO): endopeptidase inhibitor activity
Source: RefSeq, a predicted model, not a curated record